AUGUCACUACUACUAAUAAAGAACAAAUUUCUUCGCUCACCAGCGACUUCUCAGUCGCCACCUGCCAGCCAAGAUUACUCACCACCACCUUCGCCUAGCAGUAAUAGUUCAACCACACCUUUUUCUCUGCCAGCUCCUUUACCACAAAAACCUUCGAGGACUGGAAAUAAAAGCGUGCCAGCUUUCUUGAAUAAAUUGUACAAUAUGGUUAAUGAUCCUCAAUCAAAUGAAUUGAUAACGUGGUCAGAAGGAGGGACUUCUUUUCUCGUUAAACGACCGCAAGAUUUUGCUCGUGAAGUAUUACCAAGAUUUUUUAAACACAACAAUUUUAGUAGUUUUGUGAGACAAUUAAACAUGUAUGGAUUUCACAAGAUACCACAUUUGCAACAGGGAGUUCUUCAAUCAGAUGGACAAUCAGAACAAUGGGAAUUUAUUGAUCUCAAUCAAAUUAUGAACGAGAUCACGUCGAUCAAAAAACAUCAAAUGACAAUAAGUUCAGAUUUGAAGAAUAUUCAACGGGACAAUCAAGUUUUAUGGCAAGAAACAAUAUCGGCAAGGGAAAGACAUCGUCGACAACAGGAAACUAUUGAUAAGAUUUUAAGAUUUCUGGCUUCGGUGUUUUCUGCAGAGAAAAAACGUGCAAUUGUACCUAGAAAAAGGCGUUUACUGCUUGGAAAUGGUGAUGGGAAUUUUGGCACUUCUAAUUCUCAAGGUCUAACAACUACUACACCUGAACAGAGACCGAAUUGGACUCCGUUUGAUGCUGCUAAUCAGGCUGCUGUGCCGACUAAUGCCACUUCCAUACCGAAUGAAUUGGAUUUGUCAUCUUGGGGAUUGGCUGGUUUAGAUUUAAAUAAUCCAGCUUUAUCAAUAUUAGCAUCAUUGGCAGUUAAUGAUCCUUCACCGGGAGCAACAAAUUUACCACAAUUUGAUUUUUUUAAUAACUUGAAUGCUUUACCAAACGCUUCUACGUCAACAAGCGAAGACGCGAAUAAUCCUGCUGCUAGCUCUCCUAAUGCAUCACAAUCACAAAAUAAUGUCAAUGGUAUUUUGGAAUCGCAAAGUACCAAUAUGCGAGACAUCGAGAGUAGAAUUAAUGCACUUGAAUCAAAUCUCGAUUAUGUGACAUCACAGCUUGGAUUCGAUCCUGAAGAACCAUUAGAACAUGAAGAUCAAGACGGAGAUGCCUUUAUGACAUAUUACGGUACGAAUAUACUUAAUGCUGCGACUGAACAGCAUCGGCAAAUGUUAUUUAAUCUGAUGGGGAGUAAUGAUAAUAAUAAUUCCAAUAACAAUCCCGCUAUUGCACAUGCUGGGGACUCUUCUUCAACUGCAUCCCGAAGCACGAAAAUCACGAAUUCAGGAAAUUCUACACCCUCACCGACACCGCAAAUGGCGACAACAACGGCAAUAACACCAUACAUUCCUCCUCCUUUG
Ambispora gerdemannii is the source of this 1437-nucleotide messenger RNA. The record is from the annotation of a GenBank genome assembly. Lineage: Eukaryota; Fungi; Glomeromycota; Glomeromycetes; Archaeosporales; Ambisporaceae.